This is a messenger RNA of Entamoeba invadens IP1, 642 nucleotides long. RefSeq names its product proteasome subunit beta type-6 precursor, putative. Lineage: Eukaryota; Evosea; Mastigamoebida; Endamoebidae. The transcript has a single exon. Gene Ontology annotation, molecular function: threonine-type endopeptidase activity. The coding region runs from base 1 to 642 and encodes 213 amino acids. Gene Ontology annotation, cellular component: proteasome core complex. The record is from RefSeq and is a predicted model, not a curated record.
AUGUCAGUAAAAGUGAACGCAUAUCAACCAGUCUCAUUGGGAACGACGAUCAUCGGAGUGAUCUAUGACGGCGGUGUUAUAUUAGGUGCGGAUAGUCGAACUUCAUCGGGAAGUUUAGUCUCAAACCGAUGCACCAACAAAGUCCGAAUGCUUUCUGACAAGAUCGGGUGCUGCACUGCUGGGGAUGCGGCUCACAGUGAGACAAUAGUCGAUUAUACUCGUCACUCUCUUCGAAUGUACACAUCUCAGACUGGUGAAGAGCCGUGCGUCCAAGCUGCUGCUACUAGUUACAAAAAUUUGGUGUAUUCUAACAAGUCCUUUUUAUCGUGCUCAGGUAUUAUAGGUGGGUAUGACGAUAUUAAAGGAGGGUCAAUAUAUCGUGUGUUGCAAAGUGGUGCUAUUGUACCCGGUGAGAUGUGCCUUGGAGGGAGUGGCUCUACAUACAUCUACGGAUUUUGUGACGCAAAUUUCAGGAAAAAUAUGACCCUCCAACAAGCGAAACAAUUUGUCAUCACUGCAAUCUCUCUCGCAAUUGCACGUGACGGGUCUUCUGGAGGAAAUAUCCAUACAGUUGUUAUUAAUAAAGAAAGCGUCACUUCGGAGUGGAUCACCGGAGAUAAAGUCCCUGCACCAGAAAUUUAA